AUGCCCCCGACCGCCCUCAGCGGCUCGACCCAGCACUACCGCGCGUACGGCAAGCGCAAGACCAACGUCAUCAACCGCCGUCAGCCCCUCGGCGCGUGGAACGCGAGCCCAGUCGCUGCGCCCGCGGCCGACGGCACCACCUCCUCGAGCGACGACUCGGAGACGACGACCGACGACAGCUCGAGCGACGACGACGACGAGCCCAGGGUCACGCUCGCCACCCGUACCGAGGCUGCACCCUGUCGGCGCAAACCGGCCAAGCAGCCCGCUUUCGCCGUCGUCGUCGAGUCGCGCCGGUCCUCGAGCACGCGACCUCCUCCCGGCGCGCGCACCACGGCCAGCACGAGCGCGAGCAAGGAGAACGGCCCUGCAGCUGUUUGGACGAGCUCGGUGUCGGGCAAGGUCCAGGGUAAGGCCGUCGAGCUGGUCAAGGGCGGCGCGACGAGCGGCGACGAGGCGGCGAGGCGCAGCCCGCUCGGCGGCGCCAGCAGCAGCAGCAGCAGUCGGCGUCGGCCCGCGCAGAGCGGCAAGAAGGCGGUGUACGGCGCGCGGCGGGCGAGGGCGACGGUCGUCUUGAGCAGCGGCUCGUCGUCCGAGGAGGAGGAGCGGCUCCCGACGCCGCCGGGUGUGCGGCGCACGCCCGUCGUCGUCCAGAGCAGCGGGUCGGCCACGUCGUCGCCGCUCACCUCGCUCCAGGCGACGCCCCAGGCCGUCGUCGUCUUGUCGGACGAGGAGAGCGAGGGCGAGGACGAGCUCGUCGACGACCGUGCGGCGCUCGUGCUCGAGGACGAGGCGUCCUCGUUGAGCGUCGCCGAGUCGAGCGACGCAAACGACCUUGUCGUCGUCGACUCGGCGUCGUCUCGCGCCGCGCCCAGGUCGGCCGGCCGCUUCCCUCCCCAGCUCGCCUCCCUCCGAUCCUCCCUCCUCUCCCCCAACCUCUUCUCCUUCUCGUCCUUCGUCGCCUCUCCUCCUGCACCCUUCUCCGCCACCCGACCCGCUACCGCCGCACCCUGGCGCAAGAUCGGCGAGGCGUCCUACUCGGAGGUGUUCGCCACGACCGACGACGCCGGGCGCGACAUGGUCGUCAAGAUCAUCCCUGUCGCGGCGCCGAGCCGCAGCCGCACGGGCACCCGAGGCGGCAGCGCGCUGAGGAGCGACGUCCCGCUGCCGUUCGUCAGCUCGUGCGACGCGGUGCGGCGCGAGAUCGAGGUGAGCGGCGUGCUCGGCGGGCGGGAGGGCGGCAUCGACGGGUUCGUGCGCUUCAGAGGGGCUUUCCUCGUCCAGGGCUCGUACCCCGACGAGCUCCUCUCGGCGUGGGACGACUUCAAGCGCGCUCAAGGGCCCGCCUGCGACGAGCAGGUCCGACCCGACGUCCUUCCCGAGACGCAGCUCUUUGCGCUCCUCCUCCUCGACAAUGCGGGCAGUGCGCUCGAGACGUUCAAGCUCAAGAGCUGGGUCGAAGCGGCAGGUGUGCUCGGGCAGGUCGUCGAGGCGCUCGGCAAGGCAGAGGAGGAAUGCGGGUUCGAGCAUCGCGACCUUCACUGGGGCAACAUCCUCCUGCAGAGCGUCGCAGCACGUCGCGCACCGGCCUCCUCUCUCUCGCACCGCCUCGCCUCCCUCUCGCUGGGCCAACCCUCCUCGCCUGCCCUCUCCCCGCUCGCCCUCCUCGACCCUACCUCCUGCGGCGUGCGCGCGACCCUGAUCGAUUUUACCCUCUCGCGCUGCUGCGUCUCGACCUCGGCCGACGCCGACCAGGUCGUGUUCGACCCGUUCGAGGACGACGACCUGUUCGAGGGCGAGGGCGAGUACCAGUUCGAGGUGUACCGGCGCAUGAGGGCGCUCGUCGAGCGUGCGCAGGGUGAGCAGGGCGACAAGGCGUGGCGGGCGAGCGAGCCGAGGACGAACGUGCUCUGGCUGCACUACCUCGUCGACAAGCUCCUCCACUCGUCCCGCCUCCGCCUUCCUCCUCCACCUCCCCCUUCCCCCUCUUCCGCCACCCCGAGCUCGCCCCACCGCCAGUCCGGCCCCGCCGCCUCGCCCCGCCGCGCCCCACUCGCCCACCGCCCCGUCACGCGCCGCACCUCGACCGCGUUCGCCCCGUCCUUGUCCUCGCCCGCGCGCGCUCGCGCCCGCGCCAGCGUCGGCGGCGGCGUGGGCCGUCCCGCCGCGUUCGGCUCGCCGCUCAAGCCUCGCGCACGCACGCUCCCGACGCCUACAACGGCGAGCGCGCGAGCUGCGGCGGCGACUGAGGCGCGCGAGCGGGCGGCGCACGACGCGCUCGUGAGGGCCGAGCGGGCGCUCGAGGCGGCGGUCGAGGGGUGGGGGCUUGGGAGCGGGACGGGGACGGGCGGGCGAGGUGCGGCAAAGGGGAGGGGCAGGGCGAGGAAGGUCGUCAAGGUUCCGGCGGGGCGCGACGCUGGGCUGGCGUUCGCGAGCGCGGGCGAGUUUGCGAGGUGGUGGUUCGGCGGGUUCUGAGUACAGCGGUAGCGAGGAGGGAUACCCUGCAUCGUUGAGAUACGUCGAG
Molecule: messenger RNA, 2524 nt
Organism: Rhodotorula graminis WP1
Lineage: Eukaryota; Fungi; Basidiomycota; Microbotryomycetes; Sporidiobolales; Sporidiobolaceae
Exons: 5
Coding region: 1-2475 (824 amino acids)
Biological process (GO): mitotic cell cycle; intracellular signal transduction
Cellular component (GO): nucleus; cytoplasm
Molecular function (GO): histone H3T3 kinase activity
Source: RefSeq, a predicted model, not a curated record